AUGAAGAGCAAAGUCAAGUUCAAUCACUUACCAAAUACAUUCCUUCUCCAAUUAAUCAAAAUUGAGCCAAAUAUUGGAUUGACAUGUAAGGAGUUAUUUGAUAUCGGCAAGGCUGUUCGUUAUGCGGCGUUGAUUGGACCUGGACACAUGACGAACAAUUCUAUAUCAACCAAGCCUGCAAACUUCAGUCAAAUCGCAAAGUUUGUUAGAUUCCUAUCCGAAUUCUGCCAUUACGAGUACGCUAACAAAGUCAAAACUCUUUCUCUGCCGUAUCAAACAGCGACAGAUAAUGCAAAGGAUUUAUACGAAGAAAUGAAAAAGUCUAUUAAGCGCUUCAAGUUGGAGAAUAUCGUUUUCAAUCAACCUCCACAUGAUGAGUUGUGGGACUUUAUUCCGAUCAAACGUGGUAUCAAAUCAAUUACAAUAUACUCACAAGACGAAUCAAUUCCUAUUGAAGACCUUGUUAAGAUCUGCUUGUCUAAGCUACCCACAAUCAAAAACCUCCGACUGCACUUCCUGCAAGAUGACAUAAGAAAAUUUUCAAAAAUUGAUGAUUUUGAACCAACACAAAACACACGAAUCAACUCAAUUGAGACAUUAACACUGAGAGCUAUACAAGUUGGUCAUAAGCAUAGUAGCAAGCAACAUCCACAACUGAAGCAUCAGUUGAAAGAUGUGAGUGAAAAUGUCGCUAAGUUCGAUGACCAUCUCGAGGCAACAAGAAUGUUUAGAUUCGGUAGUGAGAUUGUUAUAGAUGGUGACAAGACUCUUAUGCUGGGUAGAGUUUAUGAGAUCGAUCCACCUUCUUAUGAACAUUCAUCAGUCACUAGACUUUUCAGUACUUCACAACCUGCUUACAAAUUUGGCUUGAGAAAUCACAAGGGUGCCGCAGCUAGAUGGAAAGCAAUAGGAAACAAUCAAUUUACAAGGAAGAAGGCAGGAAGGAACCACAAGAAUUACCAUCUUAGUCCAGAACAAACGAAUAGAUUGGCAAACGGUGCAUUAGCUCAUGGUACACAGUGA
Messenger RNA from Wallemia ichthyophaga EXF-994, 1023 nucleotides. RefSeq lists its product as uncharacterized. The record is from RefSeq and is a predicted model, not a curated record. Bases 1 to 1023 code for a protein of 340 amino acids. The transcript has 5 exons. Gene Ontology annotation, biological process: translation. Lineage: Eukaryota; Fungi; Basidiomycota; Wallemiomycetes; Wallemiales; Wallemiaceae. Gene Ontology annotation, cellular component: ribosome. Gene Ontology annotation, molecular function: structural constituent of ribosome.